GAAGCGGGGUUUUAAUGCGACUUUUCAGAUGAUUUCUGUGGUUCUCUUGGCAAAGUAACUUACUCAAAUGUGUCGGCACAAUCGGGCUUCUUUGAGGGGCUAGAGCGUUACGUAAGCAUGGGGAUGAUGGGGCGCCUGCGCAUAAAACGAACGCACCCCGAGUAACUCCUCUAUCCCGCUAGUUAGCAGCGGUCCUUUUCUCUUUAUUUAGUGCCACCCCGAGCAGUAUGUUGUUGUGUGGAAGCUAACGCUAGCCAGCUAUCCACGCUAGCCAGCUAACCACACUAGCCAAACUAGCGGGCGUUAGCCUGCGACCGUUUCAAUGGGUCUUUUUUUGUGACGAUUCGCGGCUCCCAGCUGGUGGUAGUUAUUGAUCACGUCAAGAUAAACGAGGAGGAGGGGGGGGGGAGUCGAUUCCAUCCGUCCGUAUCGGUCCAAUGCACAACGUGACCACUGAAUAAAGAUGCGAUUUACCAAAGGUAGAUAAAACGCACCUGCGCGCCUGGUCGCACCGGCUUUAAGGCUGUGAGCGCGUGCUGCAGGGUUUCCCAAACCCCCUUCCCGUGGGGCGACCGCGGCAAAAUGCAAACACCGAGGGAAUAUGUGUAAGGGACCCUAAUUUCAGCAUCCUGGAAGUAGAAAGCACAGAAGAUCUGUGUCUCACACCACAGACAGGUGCAGUGUGUAGCCGGAGCAGCGCAGAGGAAGGACGCACCGGGGAGGAGGUGGUGCGGCAGCGUGCCCCUCCGGCUGUGGAUGUGCUGGGUGGAAACCCCCAGGCUGCACAGAAUGUGGCUGGGGAGUCGCCUAAGCGUGGCCCGCAGCCGGUCGCGGCUGCCCCCCGCCCGGUCCCUCCGCUUGCCCGUCUGUACGCUGUGCCACCGCCGCAGAGCACCGACGAUUCGGCGUUCCCCGGCGCGGACAGCGCCCCUCAGCUUCUCCCAAUCCGCAGCGAGGUCAGCUGCGUCGGAGUUUCGAGGUCUUUGUCGACGCCCCUCCUCAGUUCCUCCACUGGGAUGCAAAGACCUCCCGCUCCCCUCUGUCCCCCACGCGCCGCAGAUACCCAGAUCGUUAGCCCCUUGCAAGGGUUGCAAUACGGGUCACAAACUGAUAAAGAGCGAAGCCCCUCAAAUAGUCAGACAAACCAGGUUCAGACACCUGGAGAGAUGGCCGGACUUUUGGUUACUUCGGGGACUACGGAGAAACGGUCUGUCACGUUGGAAUAUAAUCAAGAGACUGGAACAAACGUGGAACGUGGUGGAAAAGCGCAUGCAGGCGAAAAUAUUCUCCUCCCCAAAUCUCAAAUCCGUUUCACAGCAUCAUCUCCAUCUGUCCCCCAACCAGUUGUUGGCUUCAAAGUCCGAGACACCGCGGAACCUCUGGAGGUGUCUGCCAGGGACCCACUUUCAUCUCUGCCCCCUUUACCCGCAUCGGGCACCUGCGACAUUAAACAAACUGACCUGUCAAACGCACAUCCCGACCUCACCGGAGAGAUACAAAAAGCAAAUUGUUUGGAACCCGUGGAAAUGUUUGAUGGUGCAACGAAGCUUGUUGACGCGUCUCACAAAGAUAGGCAACCAUCAUCUGCUGAAACGCUCGAGACCGGAGAGGCGAGGGAACGGCCUCCUAAAGACGCCGACGUCCAGAGGACUUGCGAUCAACUCGAAGGAGUGCAGUUGGAGACUAUUGUGAUGGAAGAGCAACCCAACUCCUCCUCGCACGACUUCACGGUGCUGCCAGAGUGCUACUCCACGCAGGAGGGCUCCUCUGACUCUUCUUCCGCGGGACUGGCCGUCGAACCAGAAAAGUCUCUCCCUGCUGACGGAGUCCCGGAAACAACAACAACAACAACAACAGCGACCCCCGAGCUUGUGCAUUCGGCCGCAGCGGAAGAAAUCGUGGUCGUCAGAGAGGAUGCACACAUCACCGGGGAUUGGACCAACAUGCACCUGAACCAGAGCUUCCUGCUGCAACGGGAAGACGGCAGCGUCUGCGAAGCCGCCAUCAUCAACGAGCUGAGCGCCGGCCUCGCCGCCGGGGAGCCCAAGCUGUACGAAGACGGCGUGCAGGCGGCCAUAGAGUUGGACUCUCAGCGUGUGGAGGUGUACCAGUUCUGCACCCUGGUGGAGGAGGUUGCAGAGGAGACGGUGUGCGCCAGCAGCAGCAGUGCGCUGGUGCCUCACUCUCCGGGCUACGAGGUAAACUUAUUCAACGCGUUGCUCGAACACGCCGAAGAGUACAUCGUCAAAGAGGAGCUAGAUCCGUCUGACGGCACCGUUACCCACGGCGCCGCUGUCAUUAUUUCCCAGCAGCCCUUGACUGCAUCAAACAGCAAUUCCACUAAUCUGUUCGUACAAACCUCUAGUUCAGCUGCUGUCGGGCAGCAUUUGGUGUUGGAAGCGGAGCGAGCCGGUGAGGUGGUAAACUCGGGGGAGGUUCGGUUAGUUGAAGUUGCGGCCGACACGUUCGCUGUAGAAGAGGCAGAAGUUGGACCACAAAUGGUAACAUCACAGGAAGUGAGUGAAUCUCCUGCAGUUGAAACGGUUCCCACUAAACAGGAAGUGGGGGCGAUGUCUUUCAUAUCCCCAGUGGUUCUCGCCGGUCAGACUGUUGCGGGCGCCGUAGUGCGCGAGGCCUUGGAUUCCUCACGGGAUGGGGCCACAGCUUCGACAGAGACUCCAUCGCGGUGCAUCAAGAGCUUUUGCGUGGCGGCCGAAACCAAACCGGAGGCUCUCGCCGCCAACCGUUCCUCUGGUUUCAUAAAUCCAAAGCUGCUCCUUCUCAAACUGGGAGAAAUUCCCCUCCUGAAACACCCUGCCUCCCUUUCGGCCCCAGCGUCCGGUCAACAGAAUCCGUCCGGCAAACUGGCCAAUGCCCACAGCUCCUGGUCGGACACCCUGUCCGCCUACUGCCUUCCCCAAACGCAGUGCUCAGUUGAUAAAACGUCUUUGCCCGCCACAAGUUGUGACGCGCUUCACCCGGAUCAGACCGCACCCGUCUCCCCCAGAACGUCACCGAACAAAUCUGACAACGAGGCCUUAACCGCUGCACAAAGUUCGAGUGCAGCCAAUGCCGCCGCCCCCGGCUGUGCUCCGACAACCAACGUACUUUGCGUGCUCCCGGCAUCGGUGGAGAGCGAGGCCGCGGCGGGCUCCGCCUACGACGAGGAAGAGAGCGAGGACAUGGAACAGGAUCCCGAGGCCCAGGAAACCGCUUCGGGACAGAUCAGCAGCCCGGAGGAGGGCAGCGACGAAGAGCCGGAUGCUGACAAGACGGAGAGCGAGAUGACCCCCAGCUCUCCUUCAAAGGUGAGCCAGUGGAUUGCGGACAGGAUCAACGAGAAUGCGUCUCCCGUCUCGCCCUCCGCUUUCCCUUCUUACCCGGGCCCCUCGCCCUCCAGCGACUUGUCCAGCCAGCGGCGGGACAAGUCCUCGCCUCUACGGGGGCCUCACGGGAAGUUUGUGUCUCCUACCUCCGUCGGCGGCUACAGUUCCUCCUCCUCCUCCCCGCCGGAUCAGGCCGCCACCCCUCAGCGACCCCGCGGAGAGCGCCACACGGGCAUGGCAGAGCUGGCUAAACAUGAAGCGGACAUCGAGCAUCGAACCCAGUCGCUGAAGCGGGAGGGCUUCUGGUCGACGAAGCGCCUCACCCGCCUGACGGAGCCGCCGCGGCCCAAGGUGCACUGGGACUACCUGUGCGAGGAGAUGCAGUGGCUCUCCGCCGACUUUGCUCAGGAGAGACGGUGGAAGAGGGGCGUGGCGAGAAAGGUGGUACGAAUGGUGAUGAGACACCAUGAGGACUUGAGGCAGAAAGAAGAAAAGGCCAAGAGAGAUGAGCACUCAAAGAUCAGAAGAGUUGCCUCCUCAAUCGCAAAGGAGGUCCGGGCCUUCUGGAGCAGCGUGGAGAAGGUGGUACAGUACAAGCAACAGUCCCGACUGGAAGAGAAGAGGAAGAAGGCUUUGGACCUACAGCUGGACUUCAUUGUCGGCCAGACGGAGAAAUACUCGGACCUCCUCAGCCAGUCACUGGCGCCCAGCCAGCCAGCUGAAGCCGAACCUGAGCACGUAUCUCAGACUCCCCAAAAAUCUGCGCCGUCUGCCACCGACGAGGAUGACAGAGACUUUGAGCCUCCCUGUGAGGAGGAGGACGACGAGGAGACCAUCGAGGUGGAGGAGCAGCAGGAGGGCAACGAUGCAGAGAGCCAUCGCAGGGAGAUCGAGCUGCUGAAGGAGGAGGGCCUGCUGCCCCUGGACCAGUUACUCAGCACCCUCAAGCUGGCACAGGAGACGGGCUCUGAUGAGGAAUGCUCUGAUGUAACCUCUUCAUCGGUGGAAGAGGAUGGUGAAUUCACUGCCAAUGAAGAAGAUGCUCAGGAUGAGGAGGACACCAUCGCCGCCCAGGAGAAGGUCGAGGGUCAGGUGGAUCAUGCAGAGGAGCUGGACGACUUGGCCAAAGAAGGUGACAUGAGCGUUGAGGAGUUGCUGGAAAAGUACAAAGGAGCGUACGCCUCCGACUUUGAGGCCCCGUCUGCAUCUGGCUCCAAAGACGGCUCCGAUUCGGAGGUGUCUGGGGACGAGGAGGAAGAGACCGAGGAAGACGAGAGUGACGCAGAAAGCAACAGCUCGUCUUCCGAUUCCCAAGGAGACAGCGGAGCAGAGGACGAUAGUGAGGAGGAGGAGGAGGAGGAGGAGGAGGAGCAGGAAGAGGAGGAGGAGCAGGAGGACGAGGAGAGUGAGGAGGAGGACUGCUGCGGCGAUGAAGGGAUGGAGGUGUUGCUGAAGGAGGGGGACAACAGCCCCCCCUCCUCCAGCUCGCGGCCCAAGAAGGAGAUCAGCCACAUCGCUGCGACAGCAGAGAGUCUGCAGCCCAAAGGCUACACGCUGGCUACUACAAAGGUCAAGACCCCCAUCCCGUUCCUGCUUCACGGCACGCUGCGAGAGUACCAGCACAUCGGACUCGACUGGCUGGUCACCAUGUACGAGAAAAAGCUAAACGGCAUUCUAGCUGACGAGAUGGGUUUGGGCAAGACCAUCCAGACCAUCGCUUUGCUGGCUCACCUCGCCUGUGAAAAAGGUAACUGGGGCCCUCACCUCAUCAUCGUCCCCACCAGUGUGAUGUUGAACUGGGAGAUGGAGCUGAAACGCUGGUGUCCCGGCUUUAAAAUCCUAACCUACUUUGGCAGUCAAAAGGAGCGAAAGCUAAAGAGACAGGGCUGGACUAAGCCCAACGCCUUUCACGUGUGCAUCACUUCCUACAAGCUGGUGCUGCAGGAUCACCAGGCCUUCCGCCGAAAGUCCUGGCGGUACCUGAUUCUGGACGAGGCCCAAAACAUCAAGAACUUCAAGUCGCAGCGUUGGCAGAGCCUGCUGAACUUCAACAGCCACCGGCGACUGCUGCUGACGGGAACCCCCCUCCAGAACAGCCUGAUGGAGCUGUGGUCUCUGAUGCACUUCCUCAUGCCGCACGUCUUUCAGUCCCACCGCGAGUUCAAGGAGUGGUUCUCCAACCCGCUGACGGGGAUGAUCGAGGGAAGCCAGGAGUACAACGAGGGCCUGGUCAAGAGGCUCCACAAGGUGCUGAGGCCCUUCCUGCUCAGGAGGAUCAAGAUCGACGUGGAGAAGCAGAUGCCUAAGAAAUACGAGCAUGUGGUCCGCUGCCGUCUCUCCAAGAGGCAGCGGUUCCUCUACGACGACUUCAUGGCCCAGGCCUCGACCCGGGAGACGCUGGCCAGCGGUCACUUCAUGUCUGUGAUCAACAUCCUGAUGCAGCUCCGCAAAGUGUGCAACCACCCGAACCUGUUCGACCCCCGCCCCAUCCAGUCGCCCUUCAUCACCAAGCCCAUCGUUUUCCACACGGCCUCCCUGGUGCACGACGCCCUGGAGGUCUCUCCUCUGAAGCGCUGCGACCUUUCCAUGUUUGACCUUGUGGGUUUGGAGACCCGCGUGUCCCGGUACCAGGCGGACGUCUUCCUGCCACGUCACAAGGUCCGCCGCCAACUCAUCCAGGAGAUCCUGGAGUCCCCUGACCCCCCUCCGAGACCCAGACCGGUCCGCAUGAAGGUCAACAGGAUGUUCCAGCCACCUCCGAAAAGUGAAAACCGACUUCUGAUAAACAAACCAACCUGCUCCGUACCUCCAGCAGCACAGAACCCCAAACCUCCUCCAGUCCCCGAGGUCUCCUCUGCUCCUCAACCUGCUCCCGUGGUCCAACAAGUGGUGUGUACAGUGACAACGGCUGCCGCACCUCGCCCCUCCAUGCACCCCGCUGCUCAGAUCGCAGUGCGGUCCGGCGGUCCGAGGCCGGUGCUGACCGUACGCCCCCCCGCUGCUUCCUGCGCAGCCGCCAUCCCGGUCCUUCCUGGACCCAACCCUGGCAGCGUCCUGCCCCAGAGGGUUCUGCUCAGUCCGGAUAUGCAAGCCAGGCUGCCUUCCGGGGAGGUGGUGAGCAUCGCCCAGCUGGCCUCUCUGGCGGGUCGGCCCGUGUCGUCGUGUCAGGGAAGUAAACCCGUCACCUUCCAGCUUCAGGGCAACAAACUGACUCUGUCCGGAGCCCAGAUCCACCAGGUCCCUGCAGCUUCUCCACGCCCAGUUCAGGGUAAUGUGAUGCACCUGGUGUCUAGCGGAGUGCAGCACCACCUAAUCAGCCAGCCAGCCCAAGUGACUGUGCAGAGCAGCACCUCCUCCACUGCUCCACCCACCAAUCGACUGGCUCUGAAUGCCUCAGCGCAAGUGCCCCCCUCCAUUGUGAGCAGCCCCGGUGUGGUGAAGAUUGUUGUGCGUCAGGCAGCAGGGAAGGACGGCGGGCCUGUGCCCACGCUGGCUGUGGCUCCUUCCCCCCGCGUUGCUCCUCUGACCUCCCUGCACGCCAACACGACCCCCGUCAGAACCGCCGCUCCGCUGCAGAUCGCCCAGCGCACCCCCGGCCCCGCCACUGCCACCGCUCACUACACCAUAGCGCCUCCGGGGAACCCGGGCCCGACCCCCAACCAGCCACACCCCCCUCGCCCCGUCCUCAAAGUAGUGCAGCCUCCUCCAUCGAGCGCAGAGCGGCCAGCCCUGGUCCAGGUGGCCUGCUCCUCCUCUACAUCCAUGUCCUCAGCGACUCCGCGGGAAGGCGGCAGUCAAACGCCGCUCCCCCCGAAGUCCAGGCCGGGCGCUGGGGUUAAGCCCCUUCCUCCCCCCAGGAGAGUUCCCAGGCUCCCUCCCCGCUCUCCGUUCCACACGAAGUGGCUCGAGGACAAACUCAAGCAGCAACGCGACAGCCGGCUGGACUUCAUCAUUCGGGUCAACGAGAGCCGCUGCGCGGCCAAGCCGGCGUACGGCCGGGAGGUUUUGGACUUCCUGACCUUCCUCCCCGGGCCACGACCCGCCCCGGCCCCCCAGCGCCCUCAGAGGGAGUGGGGUCGCUCGGGCCACAGCAUCGCUCUCCACUCGCAGUGGGAGAACAAAUUCAACUUCAUGUGUCAGAGUCGUGCCGUGAGAGAGGCCAUCCACAGCGUGGACGACCGGCUGGAGCUGCUCAGCGACGUCGUCGACAGGUUCACAUUUGCGAUUCCCCCCGUGGAGGCUCCACAGAUCUCGAUGCACUGCUGCCAUCCUCCUCCUUCUCUGAGCCACAAGCAGGCGGUCUUCUCCUCCCAGCUGUCCACUCAAGUCACUCCGCUAACCCGCAGUCUCCAUCGAAUCCAGUGUUACAUGCGGACCCAGUUCCCGGACCUGAGGCUCAUCCAGUACGAUUGUGGUAAGCUGCAGACUCUCCACACCCUGCUGAGGAAGCUGAAGACCGGAGGCCACCGGGUGCUGAUCUUCACCCAGAUGACGCGCAUGCUGGACGUGCUGGAGCAGUUCCUCAACUACCACGGGCACAUCUACCUCCGCCUGGAUGGAAGCACGCGCGUGGAGAUGAGACAGUCCCUUAUGGAGCGCUUCAACGCAGACCGCCGGAUCUUCUGCUUCAUCCUGUCAACGCGCAGCGGAGGCGUCGGCGUGAACCUGACGGGGGCCGAUACGGUGGUGUUCUACGACAGCGACUGGAACCCCACCAUGGACGCCCAGGCACAGGACCGCUGCCACCGGAUUGGCCAGACCAGAGACGUACACAUCUACAGGCUGAUCAGUGAGCGAACAGUGGAGGAGAACAUCUUGAAGAAAGCCAAUCAGAAGAGGAUGCUGGGAGACAUGGCUAUUGAAGGAGGAAACUUCACCACGGCCUUCUUCAAGCAGCAAACCAUCCGAGAGCUGUUUGAUAUGAGCGAGGGGGAGAAGAGGGAGGCGGCGGUGGAGCUUUCGGUGACCCAAGCCGAGGAGGAGGAGACUGUCAACAAGCAGAGCACCACCAUUCUGGAGCAGGCAUUGUGUCGAGCCGAGGACGAGGAGGACAUCGUCGCCGCCUCGCAGGCCAAAGCGGAGCAGGUGGCAGAACUGGCAGAGUUCAACGAAAAUAUCCCACUGGAUGAUGGAGGGGAGCAGGAAGAGGUGGAGGAGCUCUCUAAGGCGGAGCAGGAAAUUGCGGCUCUGGUAGAGCAGCUCACUCCGAUUGAACGCUACGCCAUGAACUUUCUGGAGACCUCCUUAGAAGACGUGUGCAAAGAGGAACUGAAGCAGGCCGAGGAGCAAGUGGAGGCUGCCAGGAAGGGCCUUGACCAGGCCAAGGAGGAAGGCCUGAAGCUCCACGCCUCGUCCGACGAGGACAACGAGGACUUUCUGUCACCGCUGGCUUCUGUGGAGCCUUCUCAUCCAGGCCGCCGGGGCCGCAAACCCAAGGACAAGGACAAGGUCGUGAGCUCCACAAGGACCAGUGGUCGUCUGCGCGGGGCCUCGCCCGAGCCCACCCGAGAAGUGCCUGAAAGAUUCCGCUGUGGUCCGAGAGGACGAGGCGCCGCGCCUGCCACCCCCCCCCGAACAGACCAUCACAAAACCUCAUCAACAACCAAGCUUCACGAUUCCUCCAAAUCGCCCCCCGCCAGAGACCAACCGACCCUCAAAACCAAGACUCUGCCAAACCGCUCCCAUCCCAGUCCAGUGCCUUCCCCUCCCACAGCCUCCCCCCCCGCGGGGAAACUACAGGGCGCCGGGGAGACUGAGACCCCCAAAGCCUGCAGUCAGGACAAGGAGGGGGAGGACGAGAAGGGGGGGUCCGACACUCCGCUGGAGACCAGCUGCCCGGUGGACCAUCAGGCAGACGGCGAAGACGGCGGCGGCGACUGCGGCAAAGACCACGGCGCCGUGUCUCCGCCCUCUUCCAGCUCUCGGUCGCCUCGCAAGCGCCAGUCGGCGGACGGGGAAGUCCUGCGGGGGCUGGUCGAAGCCUCCCCUUCGGCCAAGGUCCUGCGCAAGCUCCCGGGGAGGUUGGUCACGGUGGUGGAGGAGAAGGAGCCCAGGCGGAGGCGGCGGCGGGGGAGCGGCACCGGAGGCGGAGCUUCGUCAGAGGAGGCGAUCGCGGAGGAAAGCGCCGCCGGAUUCGUCGACGAGGCGAACAAAGACGACGCGUCGCCGAGCCCCGACGCCAAAAGCAAAAUGGCGGUUACCAAAUCUCCCCCGGAUCAGCACCCGACUCCCAGCCCAGCUGUUCACCCUCCGCCCGUCAGGAGCUACCCGCCGUACUCUCCGCCACAUCUGUUUCCCGACAUGCCCGUUCUGAGGAACCUUCCCGUGCGGCGGCGCUUGGAAACCGAGUCUCGCAUGGCCGCUCAGCUGGGGGAGCAGCAGCAGCAGCAGCAGCAGCAGCUGGGUCGAGGGCGGGGCUGGAACCAGUCCAGAAAAUCGGAGCCCCCGCCGGGCAGAGCCGGCGCUUCAGCUUCCACGCAGUCCGAUUCUCUCGUGACACCUUUGAAAAGAAAGCGGGGCCGGCCCCCUAAGACUCCCCCGAGGUUACCUGAGCAUGACCGCGCGGUGACCCCGUCCCCCCAAAGGCAGGAAGGGAUCCUCUCUGUCUCCCCAAAACGAAAGCGGGGCCGUCCUCGCAAAGACUCCACGACGACCACGACGACCACGACGGAAACCGCCAGCGAACGGCCAAACUCUAAAAACGAGAGCAUCACUACCGGCGCACGUGAGGUACCAAAAACGGAAAGUCGCUCAGAGCCGACUCCUCCGUCUGAGAACAAGGCGGAGAUCCCCAAAGCUGCUGUUGUGACUACAAGUCACGGCCCCCCCUCUGCAGGGGCGGAGGAAACGGACAAUAAGACUCCAAAUCCCCCCCAAUGCCCCCCAACAACUGAUGAAGCUUCAGUGCAAGCACCCAGCGCCCCUACUGCACCUACUGCCACACCACCCAAACCCACACCACCUACUGCACCCAAACCCACACCACCUACUGCACCUACAGCCACACCACCCAAACCCACUGCACCUACUGCCACACCACCCAAACCCACACCACCCACUGCACCCAAAUCCACACCACCUACUGCACCUACAGCCACACCACCCAAACCCACUGCACCUACUGCCACACCACCCAAACCCACACCACCCACUGCACCCAAAUCCACACCACCUACUGCCACACCACCCAAACCCACACCACCCAAACCCACACAGCCUACUGCCAUACCACCCACUGCAUGCAAACCCACACCAGCUACUGCACCUACACCCACUGCACCUACACCCACUGCACCUACAGCCACACCAGCUGCAGCCACUGCACCCACACCAGCUACUGCACCUACACCCACUGCACCUACAGCUGCACCCACACCAGCUGCAGCCACUGCACCCACACUACCCAAACCCUCUCCACCCAAACCCACACCAGCCACUGCACCUACAGCGACCACACCUGCUGCACCCACACCACUUACACCCACUGCAGCUGCACCCCUUUCUUUUGUUCACUCCACAUCAGCUCAACGUGCACCAGCUACUCAAAGCCCAGACACGGCAUUAACCCAGGUGUCCAUCAUCCCAGCCACCUCUACCCCAAAUACCACAGCUCCGUUGCCCCUUGCCAGCGCUGCCACAUCAACUGCAGGCUCUGUACAAACAACGCUUUCGGUUUCCGGCGCUUCUAAAGCUCCAGCAGAACCAAAACCUUCAGUUACUGCAAUUGCCAAAGCAACAGCGCUGCGCAAUACAACGUCAGUCCCACCACCAACUGCCACCUCUCCAUCGGCCGAGUCGUCUUCUGCCCUGCCCGCCGACGCAGUCCCAGCAUCGCUCCUCGCCACGACCCUCGCUGCUGGCGUGGUUCCAAAGCCAGGCAGCGCAGCGAAAUCUGUCUCGACUAAAACGGCUCCUGUGACGGAUUUGUCACCCACAACGUCUACGCCAACUAGUGUUCCGUCCGCUGCGGCUUCCCCCCAGAAGGUUUCAGCUUCGACUUCAGCGACCUCAACAUCUUCCCCCGCUACAGCGACCACGGCCGUGAGAACGGUCCAAGCCGCUCCCAGCGCAGGUCCAACAGCGUCUGCUUCUACGGCGCCGGCAGUGGUCACAACUUCUCCAAACCAGGCAAGGAGCGACGUGGCAGCCAGCAAAGCACCACCGAUGGCAGCUCAAGUGUCCUCGGAUAAACCCUGUGCUGCACCGCCUACCCCGCCUACCCCACCCAAAGCCCAGCCUGUUCCAGUCACGACAUCCCCCCCAGCAGAGAGAGUGCAAGGGGAGACGCACACAACUUCGACUGCCCCUCCCACAGAAAAGGCUGGCAACAUCUCCCCUCCCCCAACUACUACUACUACUACGCCAUCUCUAUUAGCCACGGUCACCACGACGACAUCAUCCAGCAGCCCCUCUCCUCCGUUUACCGGCACACAAACGUCUCCAGUGCAAAGCGCCGCCUCCAGUGAUGUGACCCCACCAGUCCGGACGGAGGCCCCCCCCCAGAUAACCACACCUGUGUCCCCUAGUGUUUCAUCUGAGAAACCGUCCUCGGGGCCAACACGCAUGUCUCCGGCUGAAGGGGACAUGGACACGGGGACAGAAAUGGAGGUGGAUGAUGCAAGGAUGGAGGAGGAACAGGAGGACGCCUGUAAGUCCCAACCUAAAAGAAGAAGGGUGGACAGUUCCUCAGAGAACAAAGACUUUGGGUCGGGGAGGGAGGGAGAAGCGCCGCCUGCAGCUUCCCCUCAGAAAGAUGAACCCAAACAGGAGGUGGAGAAAACUACAGAAAACAAAGAGACCCCAAUCCAGAAAAGGCCUCUGAGUCGACAAAGUAGCCGCGAGUCCGCCCGCUCCUCCUCUUCCUCCUCCUCGUCUUCGGGGUGUUCCACGUCCACCCUCACUCGUCACGCCCACCACAAAAGGACUUAUGAGAAUCGACACCCUGCCAAGAAGAGGCGGAUGGACGUCACCUCCGACACGGGGAAGGCGGAGAAGAGCCAACGGGGCGGGGAGGAGGGAGAGGAAGGCUGCGACGAUGAGCUCGGGAGGCGGCGGCGCUCCAGGUCCUCCUCCUUCACCUCCUCGGACUCGGACAACAGCGGCAGCGGCAAAGCGCACCGGCUGACCCGCUCGGCGAAGCGGCGGCUGCAGGACCAGGAGAGGAAGAAGGGCAACGGCCGCCAGGCGAAGAAGUCCGACAGAAACGCGGUGAACAACGCCAACGCGUCCACGGGCGGGGAGUCGGGCAGCGACGCGUCUUCGGUCGGGCUCGCCAAGAAGAAGAAGAAGAAGAAGAAGAAGUCGGCGCUCGCCGCUAAAGCCCAGACGAACAGCGCCCCCGCCGAGCCGGAGGUUCUAGGGAAGAGGUGCUCUGCGCUCAACGCGGCGGCCAAGCUGCUGGCGAUGAAAGGCAGGGUGGAUACGCCCGGCCACACCCCCCGAAGGGACGCCGCCGCCGCCAAGGCCUCCUCUUCUGACAAGAACCAAAAGCUGAAAAGCAAAAGUGUACCGACCCCUUCUCCGAGUAACUCUGUAACCAAUAACAGAAGCAGCAAGCCUGCCACGGCCAAUCAGCUGCGCCGCUCCGCCUCCCGCUGCACCAGACAGUGUCCCGGCUCGCUGGUCCCGCCCCUCGACUUGGAGUUCAAGAGGUCGAGAGCAGAAGAGAAGGAGGGAGGCGGCAGGAAGCCGUCGGGGGGGAAGGAAGGCGAGCCGCCGCCGUCCUCGUCCCGGGGCCACAGCGCCUGCAGCAGCAUGAGCAGCGACGGCGGCGGCGAUGGCGGCGGAGGGCGCGGGCGCAGCAGCAGGAGCCGCAGCAGCAGCAGCAGCAACAGCAGCCAACGCACGCGCAGCCUCAGCUCCCAGAACACGGAGCACCGGGAGUCCCGCGCCGCCUCCUCGGGCAGCGAGCGCCGCCGCGGCCGCUCGGAGAGCCGGAGGGAGCGCCGCUCCCGGAAGCUCUGCCAGGAGGCCGCCAGCGGCUCGGGGGCCGAGGGCAGCACGCCGGACCGGGUGCUGCGCAGCGUCGCCGCGCUGGCGGCGGUGCAGGCCCGGUCGCCGGCCGCCAGCACCCGGUCCUCCUCGGGUCACCACCGACGCAACAAGACAUGAGCCGAGUGCCAAAAAGGGGUUAAAAGGAGAAGAAGAAGAGGAGAAAGAAAAAACCACGCAGCGAGAUGGACGAAGCGAGGGGCCACGUUUACGGGAGCACGACCUCGGCGAGUUCUGGGGGGGGGCUCCCUGCCUCUUGGGCCCUCUCCAAUCGGAGCUGGUCCUCUCACCAGCUCGGUCGCGCUGGGGGGAAGACUCAGUGGGGAUGUCGGGUAACAAAAAACAACAACAACAACAAAAAAGAAAUAAAAAGGGUGGCGCCAGCAGGUCGGUGCGGCGCAGCGACGAGCUUCAGUGCUGCGACUCGUCGGGGACAAAGGUGCAGAGUUGUUAGUUCACAUUAUGUACUGUAAUCUUUGGAGACUGGAACACUCGGAUCUUGCGUGUUGAGGCGGGAUUCUACAACGAAGGCAUCGUUUGUGUGACAUUAAAAACCUUUGAGUGACCAGUUGUAUUGUAAGUUGGAGGUUUUUAGAUUUUCGUUUUGAACAUUUUCAUCGGCUGUCCUGACUAUUGUUUCUCUGUAGUCAGUUGAUAAGUUAUGCAUAUUUUAUUAUUUCUUCCAGGGUGUUAGGAGACCAGAUCUGUCGUUGUGAUCAAUGCUGGAGCUUCUCUUUGCUUCUCCUCCUCUUUUUGUCUCGUCAGUCCUCUGUUCAUUGGAUUCAUUUUUAAAUCCAGCCUUGUUUCUCAUUUGCACAUCUGAUACAGUGGCCCUGGGCUCUUUGAGUACAUUGUGGGGUAGUGAUGGGGUUCGCUGGAUGAAUUGCUUACUUGCCGUGUUUCUCCAACCAAUUCGAAAAUGCAUCAAUUGAAGCUAAAAGUUGUCUUGAAAAUCCUUUUUUUUUGUUUUUUUUUUUGUUGCUUCAGAUCAGACACGGAGCAGUUUUUCUCACAUUCUCAAAGGCAGUCGUAGUUACGGUUCACUUUGUAUUUAUAUCAGAGCAAGAAAAUGUUGAAAUCAAAGAGUGCCUAUUGGGCCAAAUGGAUUUGAACCUCAGAUUGCCUUGUGAAGCCACUGAAGCGUUGGUGUUGCUUCUCUUGUUUAAAAAAAAAAGAAGAAAAAAAGAAGCCAAACAAGUCCAACCUGAGAGCUUAGAGAAAAGCACCCGGUGCAUCAGUGCAACCAAAUUAUUCUUGUUUUCACUUGUUUUUCUUUUCACCACCUCCAUGUAAAAAAAAGUGAAUAAAAUGACUGGUACAGUU
Messenger RNA from Pungitius pungitius (ninespine stickleback), 14639 nucleotides. It is a transcript of the gene srcap, whose product is annotated as Snf2-related CREBBP activator protein. The record is from RefSeq and is a predicted model, not a curated record. Gene Ontology annotation, biological process: chromatin remodeling. NCBI's taxonomy places the organism in Eukaryota, Metazoa, Chordata, Actinopteri, Perciformes, Gasterosteidae. Gene Ontology annotation, cellular component: Swr1 complex. Bases 1017 to 13436 code for a protein of 4139 amino acids. Gene Ontology annotation, molecular function: ATP binding; DNA binding; ATP hydrolysis activity. The transcript is spliced from 33 exons.